Ixodes scapularis (black-legged tick) is the source of this 1624-nucleotide messenger RNA. Its product is annotated as protein ALP1-like. Lineage: Eukaryota; Metazoa; Arthropoda; Arachnida; Ixodida; Ixodidae. The transcript has 2 exons. Bases 157 to 1434 code for a protein of 425 amino acids. The record is from RefSeq and is a predicted model, not a curated record.
UAAAGGCAACAAUGAUGUUCCCGCUCGAAAACUGAGCCAACUGAGCUUUUGAGCGACUGAGCUCGCCAUCGUUCCUCGCGCUGCCGUGAUUCCUCGUCUGCUCGGUCAGGACGGUUCCUCGUCUGCUCGAUUUGUUUGCUUCUGAGAGUGUCAACAAUGGAACAUUCAGAGCCGCCAGAGACUCAGGUCGCUCUACUUUUAUGCAUGCACGCGCAGCAGCAAAGCUCUCUGGCUGCCGUCCGAGCUGCCGUGUCAUCGGCAAAAAGUGAGGCCGAUCGCUUGGAGGACCAAAUGCUGGCAAAUAACUUCGUGCUCGCAACAACAGCGGUGGACUGCCUCACAGUGCAUCGGCAGGUGCAGUCCUUCGCGAGGCACGAGCGAUGGUUCGAAGACACCCUGCCCAACAUGCCGGAGUACUUUUUCAAACAGGCGUUCCGUGUAAGGCCAGCUACAUUUCGCUACCUUGUUGAUGUGUGCCGGCCUUACAUGGAGCGACAAGUCACCUGCAUGCGGGAGACGAUCGCGAUGGAGAAGCGGGUGGGAGUGGCCCUCUUCAAACUAUGCUCCACGGCCGAGGACAGGACGGUGGCCACCCUGUUCGGUAUCGGCCGAUCGACAGUCAAUGAACUGUACCGGGAGUUUUGCGAGACGAUCGUGGCUGUCCUCGAGCCCGAAUGGGUCAAACUGAUGACCCCAAAGGAGCUGCCGGAACAUAUCCGAGAGUUCCAAGCUGCGUUGGAGUUUCCGCAAGGAGUUGGAGCGCUGGAUGGGUGCCACUUCCCGGUGUCACCACCACAAGAAAAUGCAAGCGACUACCACAACUACAAGGGCUGGUAUAGCAUCAUUCUGCUGGCUCUGGUGGACCACCGCUACAGGUUCCGCUAUGUCAACGUGGGAGCACCAGGGCGAUGCCACGACGCACACGUCUUCCGCAGGUCGGAGCUUGCAAAGGUCUUGGAAGGACCGUUGUUUCGAGCUCCGCUUGUCACUGUGAAUGGAGCUGUUGUGCCACCACUGAUCUUGUGCGAUCAGGCCUUCCCUCUCACAUCAAACCUCCUCAAGCCCUAUCCGCGCAAGGGCUUAAAGGAUAGUUCUCCGGAAGCUAGCUUCAACAAGCAGCUCUCGGGAGCACGAAGGAUAGUAGAGAACGCCUUUGGCAGAGUGAAGGCACGCUUUCGCUGCAUAAUGAAAAGAAUGGAGUGCCAUGUAGACAAUGCCAGGGUCAUCAUCCGAGCCUGCUGUGUGCUCAACAACAUCUGCGAGCACUUCAAUGAUGGGGUUGAGCCACAGUGGGUCACCGAGGUGCAGCUCUACGACCGCAUGUUCCUGCAACCUCUCUGUAGAACGGAUGUUGCCGCUGGAAAUGGACAGGACGUGAGGGCAGCCAUAGCAGCCUACCUCCAUAGGCGGAACACGCAGCAACACGCAACGUAAUCUAGUGAUGACAUCACAUGUACAAGUGGCAGGAAGGACUCGAUGGAAGAUCAUCCAACUUCCAAACGAAAUGUGAAGCCAACUUACUGCACUAGCCCUGUGCAUGCCCACACCUCUUGGUGAAGCUAGCUGGCCUUACUGUUUGUUCGGAAGUUGCAUGGUUUAUCGUCAAUCCCUCCCUGCCACCUGC